Striga asiatica is the source of this 3484-nucleotide messenger RNA. The record is from the annotation of a GenBank genome assembly. NCBI's taxonomy places the organism in Eukaryota, Viridiplantae, Streptophyta, Magnoliopsida, Lamiales, Orobanchaceae.
CAUUUCGGUACCAGCACCGAUUUGCCGCCACGCCCAAAACCUCACCCAAUAGCCCAACUGCUUCUCCCUAGGGUUUUAGGCGUCCCCUCCGUCAUCAAUGGCUGGCCAAAAGAAUCAGAAGCCUGAAACAGAGGCUCCCAACGCCGCCGACCAUGGCGAGACGAAGCCGCACAAGAAGCACAAGAACAAGCACAAGCGGAAGAUGGAAGAAAACGAUCCGGAAAUCGUUACAGAAUCGAAAAGCGACGCCAAGAAGAAGAACAAGAAGGAGAAGCAUGAAGAAAUGGUGAAGCUGAAAUUGGACGAAUCAGAGGAGAAGGAAGCGGUUAAUGGGUCGGUCGGAUCUUCAAAGAAGAAGAAGAAGAAAGAGGAGGAAAAAGGUAAGAGAGAAGGUGUGGAGAAUGUAACGGAGGGUGUGAGAGAGGGAACCGGCGUUGUGGUGUCUGGGAAAAACGUGAAUGAUUCGAAAUACAAGGCAUUGGACUCGUUUGUGGAGUCUGGGCUCUCGAGUGAAAUUUUGGACUGCUGUAAAACAUUUGAUAAGCCGUCGCCAAUUCAAGCUAAUUCCUGGCCUUAUCUGCUUGAUGGCCGUGAUUUAAUUGGAAUUGCAGCCACUGGGUCAGGUAAGACGCUUGCAUUUGGAAUUCCUGCAAUGGUUCACGUUCUAAGCAAGCGAAUGAGCAGUACCUCUAAGAAAGUGAUUCCACGUUGUCUUGUUCUGUCGCCAACAAGGGAGCUGGCUCAACAAAUUUCAGAUGUUCUUUGUGAUGCUGGCAAGCCUAGUGGAGUAAAGUCAGUUUGUAUAUAUGGAGGAACUUCUAAAGGACCCCAGAUAUCUGCUCUAAAAUCUGGUGUGGACAUUGUGAUUGGAACCCCAGGUCGUUUGAAGGACUUGAUCGAAAUGGGAGUGUGCAACCUAAAGGAGGUAUCCUUUGUGGUCCUAGACGAAGCUGAUCGCAUGCUUGAUAUGGGAUUUGAACCUGAGGUUCGCUCAAUAUUAAGUCAAACAUGCUCAGUUCGCCAGAUGGUAAUGUUUAGUGCAACAUGGCCCCCAGCUGUGCAUCAAUUAGCUCAGGAGUUCAUGGAUCCCAACCCAGUUAAGGUGGUUGUGGGAUCAGAAGAUUUAGCUGCUAACCAUGACGUCAUGCAGAUAGUGGAGGUGUUGGAUGAUCGGGCACGUGAUGAACGGUUGCAGAAUUUGCUAGAGAAAUACCACAAGUCUAGAAAAAUCUCUGGCAGGAAUAGAGUGUUGGUUUUUGUUUUAUACAAGAAAGAAGCAUCAAGGGUAGAGAAUAUGCUUCAUAAAAGGGGUUGGAAAGUUGUCUCUAUUAGUGGUGACAAAGCACAAUCUGCAAGAACUCAGGCACUGUCUCUGUUUAAAGAUGGUACAUGUCCUCUAAUGAUAGCAACUGAUGUUGCUGCUAGAGGAUUGGAUAUUCCUGAUGUUGAAGUUGUCAUUAAUUAUAGUUUCCCUCUCACGACAGAGGAUUAUGUGCACAGAAUAGGUCGGACUGGAAGAGCUGGUAAGAAGGGAGUGGCCCACACCUUCUUCAUGAAGGAAAACAAGGGACUUGCUGGGGAGUUGGUAAAUGUUCUUCGCGAAGCUCAGCAGGUCGUCCCUGAAAGCUUACUAAAAUUUGGGACUCAUGUCAAGAAAAAGGAGUCAAAGCUGUAUGGUGCUCAUUUCAGAGAAAUUGAUGCCAAUGCUCCCAAAUCUACAAAAAUAAAAGCCAACUCAGGAACUUCAAAUCGAUGCUCGACCGUUGGAUUCACCAGUCGAUCGUGCGGCCCACGGAAGCUUCCGUGGUUCAUCCACAGCUUCCUCUGCCACCGACGCCCGCCACAUGCCGCCUCGGAAAAGCCGCCGGAAAAUAUGAUCAGGAGCAAGAUAAAGAAAAAUUUCGCACCGGCGGUGACGAGCGGCUCUGUUUCCGGUUAUAUUGCACGGUUGGUGGAGGAAUCAAUGGCGGCGCUGCAGUAUCUGGAGACCCUGCGGAAUGCGCACCCGGAGCUCUCCGAGUGGUACAACGCGCUUUCAGAUCUGUACCAGAGGAAGUUAUGGCACCAGCUCACGCUCAAGCUCGAACAAUUCGUAGCCCUCGCUGUGUUUCAGGCUGGGGAUGCUCUAAUCCAGCUUUACCACAAUUUCAUAAGUGAGUUUGAGACGAAGAUCAAUCUUCUCAAACUUGCUCAUUUUGCCGCCAUAGUUUCUCGACAGUAUUCGGAGAAAGAAGCUGCUAUAAACUACCUUGAAGGAGUGAUUGAGAAGCUUCGGAAUACCAGGGAAUCACGCAUUGAGGAGCCAAUACUUUAUAUCAAAAUGCAGAUUGGUCAGUUCAAGCUUGAUCAGGGAGAUCAAAAGGAAUGCAAAAAACUUUUAGAUGAGGGAAAGAGUACGCUUGACAGCAUGACAGACAUUGAUCCAUCUGUGUAUGCCAGCUAUUAUUGGGUUUCAUCUCAGUAUCAUAAAUCCCGUCAAGAAUUUGCAGAAUUCUACAGAAGUGGUCUUCUUUAUUUAGCUUACACAUCAGUAGAGUCUCUGUCAGAAUCAUUUAAGUUGGAUUUGGCAUUUGAUUUAUCUCUCUCAGCUUUGUUGGGGGAUAACAUCUACAACUUUGGUGAACUUCUUGCUCAUCCGAUUAUAAAAAGUCUUUUGGGCACUAAGGUUGAGUGGCUUUACUACAUUCUUGAAGCAUUCAAUUCUGGUGAUUUAGUCCGCUAUCAAGAACUAUGUCGUGUGCAUGGAGCUGCUCUGAGUACCCAACCGGCAUUAGUCCAGAAUGAGAAAAAGCUGCUUGAGAAGAUCAACAUUCUCUGCUUGAUGGAGAUUAUUUUCAGCCGGCCAUCAGAGGAUAGGACAAUUCCGUUAAAUAUCAUUGCCGAGCGAACAAAACUUACUGUAGACGAUGUGGAGUAUCUUCUCAUGAAGAGCCUUUCAGUGCAUCUAAUAGAGGGAAUCAUCGACCAAGUUGAGGGCACUGUUUAUGUGUCGUGGGUGCAACCUCGGGUUUUAGGGAUCCCUCAGAUCAAGUCAUUACGUGACAGGCUGGACAAUUGGGUGGACAAGGUUCAUACUGCUUUGUUGUCGGUUGAGGCUGAAACACCCGAUUUAGUUGCUGCCUAAUUUUUUUCGGCUCCUGCCCCUUUUGAAUUCUGAAGAUACUCUAAGCCAAAAGGAGAAACCUUGAUUUUGAAUUUCUUGGGUCAUGUAAUGUUGUGGGUUUCUCUUCUUAUGCUUUUCUUCUUUUUUUUUUUCUUCCCUUUUCUAUUUUUCAGCCAGACUUUUUCUACUUUAUGAGUAAACACUAAACAGCAAGGGAUUUCUUUACACAAGUUCUCUGUGCUAGCAUACAAUUUCUUGUAUUAGUAGUAAUUAAUGUUCACUUAUGUUUGUUUGAACUUUCAAAUUUCAAUGGUGUCAUUGAUGGAAGUACAAAAUUCUACUGCAGCAGCAGAAAUCUGAUAUUGUUUUUAUCUGUCAACA